CUUUUGCUUCUUUCCCCAAUAUUAAUACCACUUUCUUGGUGAUCAAAGUAGAUAGUUUCCAGUAGAAAAAGAAUCGAUCGUUAUUCCAUCUGAUUUACCAAAAGAAAGUGUUUCAAAGUUCAUCUUCAACAAUUCACAGUCCAUUGUGAAUUUCAUCCAUAGUUUGCGUUUUCUUGCAAAUUUAAUUAAGGGAUUUUGUGGGUUUAUUGUUGGAAUGUGGAGGAAUAACGAGAGUGAUCAUAUGUCUCAGGCGACAAGGGGUUUCUUGACCCCACCGCCGAAAUGGAGAUCGCCGGCGUCGGAAAAGAAUCAAAGGAGGCUAACUCAUGCACAGAGUGCUAAACCUGAUCUUUUUCAUGUUAUUCAUAAAGUUCCUGCUGGUGAUUCUCCUUACGUCAGAGCCAAACAUGUUCAAUUAAUUGACAAGGAUCCGAGCAAGGCAAUAUCUCUGUUUUGGGCAGCAAUAAAUUCUGGUGACCGAGUUGAUAGUGCCCUGAAAGACAUGGCAGUUGUGAUGAAACAGUUGAAUCGUUCAGACGAGGCAAUCGAAGCAAUAAAGUCAUUUCGACAUCUUUGUCCCUCUGAGUCACAAGAGUCUAUUGACAACAUCUUGAUUGAACUCUACAAGAGAUCUGGUAGGAUCGAAGAAGAGAUUGGAUUACUUGAAUUGAAAUUGAAGAGCGUCGAAGAAGGCAUAGCUUUUGGUGGGAAGAAGACUAAGAUUGCUAGAUCUCAAGGAAAAAAAGUUCACAUCACAAUUGAAAAGGAGUACUCAAGAUUGUUAGGGAACUUGGCAUGGUCACACAUGCAACUGAAUAACUUUAAAUUGGCAGAAGAGUACUAUAGAAAAGCGCUCUCUCUCGAACCGGAUAAGAACAAGCAAAGUAAUCUGGCAAUUUGUUUGAUGCAUAUGAACAAGAUUACAGAAGCUAAGUUUCUGAUUCAAAGCAUAAAAGCUUCAGAUAGAAGGCAGAUGGAUGACUCAUGCAUCAAGUCCUUCGAGCGUGCCACUCAAAUGCUAGCUGAGUUAGAAUCACAUGGCACUUGGAACUCUAAGGAACACGAGGAAAUGCUAGGAUCGUCCACAUCAGAUGGACAUAAUCGCAGGGGAAACAAGAGGACAUAUCCAUCUCCAUUUUCUGCUUCCGGACAUCCAAAGGACUUUUUUACACAACCUAGGAGAUUUUCAUGUUCACUCAAUGACGGCAGUUGGUUCAAGAAGGAUACCAUUAAUGCUUGUAUUCGAAGACUGUUAUUUGAGCAAACAACAAAUAAUGAGAAUGUGCAGUCAGUGGAGAACCAUAAUUUCAACAAUCUCAUUUCUGCUGAUGAGAUGAGCAAAGGAGCGUCCCUUGUAUGUGGACAAGCGUUCUCUAGGUCAUGGAGAAAUGGUGCUAACAUGAAAAGUGAAUCUGAUUUGCUGCCACUUUGCGACGACUGGAAAAAGAACUUUCCAGAAAAUGAUGGAUCAGACAAAAUUUCUCCAAAGUUGUCUUAUCCUCCCACAGAAUCAUUGGCCGAUAAUUUAAGUGCAAGAAAAGUUUCAACAGAUACCAAUGAACACUUGGAGAGCACAAACUUGAAACCUUUAGACUUGGCCACAUGUAAAAGCAAGAAGAGUUGGGCUGAUAUGGUGGAAGAGGACGAACUAGAUUUGCAGUUGUAUGAAACUCCAAGCAGAUAUUCCGAUAACAAUGAGAAUGUUGAUUCCAAUAUUAUUGAUCUUAGCCAAAACAUUGAAUCGUUGUGUCUGAGUGAAGGAUAUCAUACACAACCUGGACGAGAAGUGAGGCGUUCCUUGUGCUUUGAACAGAAUGUCAGAAAAGAAAACUGUUCAUCUAAAUUCGAGGGGAAAGAUCUGAAGUUGGGAAGCUUGAACUCUUUGCCACCUAUAGGAGAUAUUGCUAAUCACACUCCAGUGGAGUUAUUGCGGAGGAACAGAUUGCAAGUAUUCAGAGAUAUAACUCCUGAAAGUCCUAAGCCUUGAAUUAUUAUCAUGUACAGAACUAAAUAGCAAAUACUGUAAUGUUCUUUGAUGCUGUAAGUCUGGCCUUAUUCUUUGUCAGGUCUUAUGAUCGAUUGACUGUUAGAGAUAUCAUGAGAAACAUGUGUUUUGGUAAGUGUAUAAAAUCUUCAAGUGAUGAUUACUUUUGUCCUUUCAUUAGUAUCACACGCAGGUUAA
This is a messenger RNA of Nicotiana tabacum (common tobacco), 2182 nucleotides long. RefSeq names its product protein POLLENLESS 3-like. Lineage: Eukaryota; Viridiplantae; Streptophyta; Magnoliopsida; Solanales; Solanaceae. Gene Ontology annotation, molecular function: protein binding. The record is from RefSeq and is a predicted model, not a curated record.